GAGAGUGUAGGGUUUAUGUAGAGUGGAGGUGGUAUCGUACACCACCGAUAUGCACCCAAGAAUGAGUCUGGUAGCAGGAUCAUACGAGAGGUUCAUUUGGGGCUUCUCCCUAAAUCCCAAAAACGAAACCCUAACUCUAACCCCUCUCUUCUCUUACCCUUCCCACCUCUCUCUCAUCAAGUGCGUCGCCGUCUCCGGCUCCGUCGUGGCCUCCGGCGGUGCUGACGACACAAUCCACCUCUACGACCUCGCCACCGCUGCCUCCCUCGGCUCCCUCCACCAACACUCUGCCACGGUCACCGCCCUUGCUUUCUACGCCCCUCCCUCCCUUCCCUUUCCCCGCAACCUCCUCUCCGCCGACGCCGAAGGCUCACUGUCACUCUUUGACGCCGAUGGCUUCGUCCACCUCAAGACGCUCCCCCGCGUCCACCGCCGCGCCGUCAACGACCUCGCACUUCACCCCUCCGGCAAGCUCGCACUCUCUGUUGGCCGUGAUGAAUGCCUCGCCAUGGUCAACCUUGUACGUGGCCGAAGGAGCUUCUGUUGCCGCCUUGGAAAGGAGGCAAGUAUAGUGAGGUAUGACUUGGCCGGAGACAGGUUCUUUAUGGCCAUGGAGGAGAAGGUGACUGUGCACGGGGCUGAGGAUGCGCGCUUGCUAUUUGAAUUGGACUGCCAGAAAAAGGUCCUCUGCGCUACUCCAGCGAAGAAUGGACUUCUAUACACAGGUGGUGAGGACCGAAAUAUCACAGCAUGGGACAUAAACAGCGGGAAGGUGGCCUAUUGCAUUGAAGGAGCACAUAAUGCCCGUGUAAAAGGAAUUGUUGUCCUCACAGAUAGUGAUGCUGCUUCAGGGAGUGAUGAUCCGUACCUAGUUGCAUCUGCAUCAUCUGAUGGGGUUAUACAUGUCUGGGAUGUUCGAAUGGCCGCAACAGAGAAGUUGAAUCCAGUAGCUGAGUGUAAGACGCAAUCUAGGUUGACAUGCCUUGCUGGAUCAUCUCUAAAAUUAAAACGUCGUCAUUCUGGAACUAAUCCCAAAGGACAGGAUCAAACAAUGGAAGGUUGAUAGCUUUCUUGAUGGCCAUGCUUGAGUAUAAUAUUUUCCAUAUUGAGAGAAGGAUUUUUGGCCCCUGGAGGACUCAAACUAACAUAUCCCACAAGGAAACCUGUUUCUGCUAAGGCGUCCAAUUUAUCAGUUGCAGUUAUACACCCAUGCACAAGAUAUUGUUAUAAUGUUAAUAUCCGUACUAGCUGAAAGCUGAAAGAAUUCCUCUGUUGUGGUCUAAUUCUUGUGCAAGAAUUUUGUAAGUUGAAACAGAAGUGAAAACAGAGUUACUUU
Arachis stenosperma is the source of this 1336-nucleotide messenger RNA. RefSeq lists its product as uncharacterized. The record is from RefSeq and is a predicted model, not a curated record. NCBI's taxonomy places the organism in Eukaryota, Viridiplantae, Streptophyta, Magnoliopsida, Fabales, Fabaceae. The transcript is spliced from 3 exons. Bases 50 to 1063 code for a protein of 337 amino acids. Gene Ontology annotation, molecular function: protein binding.